This is a messenger RNA of Durusdinium trenchii, 2970 nucleotides long. The record is from the annotation of a GenBank genome assembly. NCBI's taxonomy places the organism in Eukaryota, Dinophyceae, Suessiales, Symbiodiniaceae.
CGAAAAUUUAAUAUUACAUUUUGACACCUUAAAAAAUAAUGUUAUGCUAGACGCUUGAGCCUCAAAAUAAAAACAUUGAAGUUCGAUUUAGGGUCCCCCCUCACUAAUUUGUGGCGAUCAAAUGUAUACCAAUGUAGUAGGGAAGCGUGUUCUGGACGCUUGGUGUUGCAAUUGUUGUAUUUAGUUUAGGUCACACCUUUUGCGAAUUAUGGAUUGCGCAUGUGAUUAGGCCACGCCAUGGCGUUUUGCGCGGCCUCAAUGGAAAGUGUGUUUGCGUGGUUCCGUGGUCAGUUGGAUCUUGAUCAAGGACUCUAGACGCCUAGAUCCGGGCUUGGUUCCAGAAACUUGGUGGUGUGAAAGUAUGCUCUUUGUAUAGCAUUGGCCAACGAGGCCAACGAACAUGUUCUUCCACCAAAUUUGAGUUUGAGCCUUGUGUACGUCCCCUGUGCUUUUGCGCGCUCAAUCUCCUCACCAAGGGUUGGAUACAUUCAAGCCAUCCAAAUUUGAGUCAGUCCACUGUUUCAAGCUUCAUAGCGCACCCAGCCAACCCUGAGUUAUGCAGGUGCGGCCUGAAGUUUCACCACAAGACAUGUUCGGCAUUAGAAACCUUUGCGGGUCAGGAUUACACACGGACAACCAUGUCGAUGUUGUGCGAACAAUGAGGCUAUUGGGUGGCGCAUAGGAACUGGUCGCAGCUACAAGGCUCGAAAUUGAAAAUUGUUGCAUUGUAGACAUUCCUGCAAUGGCUGGAGCUGACUCUGGGCAAGGCAACGGGGCACCUGCUGCCGCUGAAAACAACUUCUGGCUGUGGGGCACCUGGGGCAAGAGAGUAAUCAAGGCACCCUUCCUGACUCAGAAAGUGCCAGGAAAGAUCCGUGACAUUAUCAUCGGCCAGAAUUUCAUCAUAGCUCUCAAAGAGGAUGGUCAGUUGGUGUCGUGGGGCGAAGACAAAGUUGGAUGUUUGGGUUUGGGCACGGAGGACGUCAAUGUACAAGAUCCAAGAAAGAUCCCGUUUCCAUCUGACUUCAAGGGCAAGGUUGUGGAUGUCCAAUAUGGUAGGCACCAUGUGCUGGCCUUGACAAGCACUGGUAAGGUGUAUUCAUGGGGCGACAACAACAAAGGCCAACUUGGCCUCAGUGAUCAGCAGAACCGCUACGAACCUGUGGCUGUGGAGGAGCUGCGGCGCUGGACCGUGAUUCAGAUCUUGGCCUUGGAUCACAUGAGCUAUGCACUGACAUCAGAUGGCAUAGUGUACGCAUGGGGCGACAACACCGAUGGCUCGUUGGCAUUGGGCCAUGACAAAGCUGUUGUGGACAAGCCAGAACCGAUGAUGCGAAUGCAAGGAACGGCCGUGAAGAAAUUGGUCGCUAGAGAUUGUGGCGGAUCCGGAGGGAAAGGAAAGACAGUGAUUGCCUUUGUUGAGUUAGCCGAUCCAUUGCCGCAAAAGGACAGUAUUGGUGGCUUUGAUCGUCCAUUAGGAGGGCAUGGGAGGCAUGAAGACAAAGACAAAGUGGUUCUAUCUGAUGACAUGGAGAAGGACAUUUUUGAAGGUGUUGACCUCAUGCGCCAGGUCAUGGACAAUACUCAGGAUUGGUGGGAGCACAUCCUCAAGGUCCGCCAUGGCUCUCCGUACAACGACAACCCUUUGCAGGUCGAUGACUUGUCAGACAAGAAGGAUGCUGACAACUGCACAGCAAUGCAGCUGGAUACGUUCGUGGCUUUGGACCAACUGGAGGAUGCGUCUUACGAAUUAGACAAAUUUAUUCAAUCUGCCCGCGCUCAGCUCUUCGAAAUUCGCAAGAAGAAGGGUACCAAAAAUGUCAAGUUCAUGCUAUCUCUUUUCAUGGAUGACUGCAAGCUUCGACGGGAGAAGAUUCGAAGGGCUGUCGCGGCACGCCAGCUCAUCGAGUACAAACGGGGGAUGCCCAAAGACCCGGACCUACUGGCAACAGGGGCAGAUCGCGGCGCAGACUUUUUGCGCAAAGAGACUGAAGCUGUGUCGUCGCAGCUCUCCAAAGUGAGGGACUUGCGUACGUACGACCUGUUCACCCGCGUUCUGCAGGAGAGUUUGUCAGAAGUGCUGGAGGCCAAACUCCAGGUCCUAGGCCUCCAAGAAGAAAUAGUAAAGUCAAGAAGCGGACAAAAGCCAAAUCUGGCUAUACCAGGACUCAACAUCCUUAUGGGUAGAUGGGCUGACCUCAAGCGGUUUUCGAUCUACAACCUCUAUCAGGAAUGCAACCUUCGUGGACAGGGUUUGGCAUUCAACUCGGAUGAUGAAAUGUUUUCUUUUCUUGUCACCAGUUCCGACGCAAAGAUCGAUCAAAUCAUCCAGAUUGACAAAGACGCGCUUGUCUCACGUGACAGCCACAUUCCGGGGCUUUGCUACGAGCUUCUGGCGGAAAAUGCCGAGCUCAGGAAGAUGUGCAACGCCUACCAGUUGAAGGUCCUAUUGUUGAGUUCCGAGGAAGGCAACGAGAAGGCCUUGGCCACAUCCAGUUAACAGAUGAAGAAGCUUGGUUGGUCACAGCCACAGCGCUCUUUGUUGUCGCCAGGCAGUUCGCAUGCUAAAUUUUAUUUGUGUUGGUGUUUGAUGCGUACUAUUUGUGGUGGCUUUAGUGGGAGAAACAAUUGGCUUCCUUUGGCCCAGGCUUAGGCUUAGACAGUACAGUCCUCCACUGAGACUCCCCGGGCUUUGAAGCUGUGCCUAGAUUCUGUUUGGUGCGUUGUAUGAUCGCUGGACAAAGAAGUCGAAUUGUCCAGGUCGCCUUAUUCGCUGAUUCCAAAGUAGUUCUUCUGUCACCAAUAAGUAGGCUAAGAGGGCAAAGUGAGGCGUCCUGAAGGUUUGCUCUGUUGUUUUCCGAAUAUUUGGCACACGGCUGGAGCAGCAUGACUUGCUGCGAUUUCAAUAGUUCUUCCCUGGUGGACAAUCAACAAAGAUUGUCGUCAUCAAUUCCUCUCAAGCCCAGUAUG